AUGUUCGUUCCAGACUUUGUCUCCAAUGAAAUCAAUCUGAAUUUUGCAAAUAAUCUCGAAAGAGGUCCUGAUGACGUAAACUCUCCCAUCAGACUAUACGAAUUAGAUAAUAUAUUGAAAAAUAAAAAAGACAGCAUGCCAGGUAUGGAUAAUAUCUCAUACAUUAUGCUAAAGAAGAGCCCCAUAGCAUUAAAAUGUUUAAUCAUAGAAGUAUUUAAUUCAAUUCUUUCUACAUGCUGGAUUCCAGAGGAUUGGAAAAAAAUUAUAAUUAUUCCCAUCUUGAAACCGAAUAAAGAUCCAUUGUCGAUAGAAUCCUACCGACCUAUCUCUUUAUUAUCAUGCUUGAACAAGACAUUUGAAGCCAUCGUCAAGAAUAGACUGAGUGGUCCCAGAGUAGCUCUAAGAGGCUUACCACAAGGAUCGAUUUUGAGUCCAUUAUUAUUUAAUAUUUACAUGUCGGAUUUUUCUGCAGGAACCCAAGACGAUGUUAGGAAACUACAAUAUGCUGAUGAUUUAUUUUUGUAUAUUUCUUGCAACUCGCUUGAGGAAUGCAUUCACAAAAUGAAGCGGUCGAUCACAGGUGUUUCAGAAUGGAUGAGGUCCAGCCACCUAAACCUUUCCUUGAUCAAAACAAAGGGCAUCCUGUUCACUAGGCACAGAAAAUUCCUUUACCCUCAAGAAAUCAAUAUGGAAAAUUGGAACUGUAAGAUAUACGAUAGUCUGAAAAUUUUAGGGGUUAUCUUUGAUAAAAAGAUGAUCUUCCGGGCGCACGUUGAAGAGGUGGUCAAAAAAUGUGAAGUAGGUAAGAACAUCAUUAGAAGAUUGGUUGGAACUGACUGGGGAGCCCACCCAAGUUCAUGUUUGGCUAUCUACAAAUCCAUAAUUAGAUCUCAUAUUGAUUACGGAUACAUCAUUUACGGAGGAAUCUCAACUAAUAUACAAGGAAUGUUAGAUAAGGCUCAACUCUCGGCUUUAAGAUUGUGUUUGGGAACUAUAAGGUCAACGCCUCGCAUUGCCGUUUUAGCGGAAGCCGGAGAAGCUCCAUUAAAUAUUAGGAAACAAAUAUUAACCAAUAGAUUUUUAAUUAAAAAAUUCAACUCGGAUUCAGCUCGAAUCCCGAAGCAAUUGGAAGAUUUAGCUGUUCUGCAUUUUAGAGCAAACUAUUGGAAAAACAGACCUACACCUUUAUUAAUAACUGGAUUUUAUAAUUUGAAACCUUUAGAAGACCUAAUAAUUACAAAUGACAAACUUCCGUAUCAUAGUCAUUCUUGGCAAUACUCAUUUCCCAAGAAAUAUAUAGGGUUGAAUGAUUUCAACUAUACGACUCAUAAUUCCAACAAAAAUAUAAUAAACGGGGAGUUUGACAAUUGGUUACACACGGAAUGGAAAGAUUUUACGGUUAUCUACACUGACGGUUCCAAGUUAGGAAAUAAAGUUGGAUGUGUUGUGUAUGUACCUAAUAGAGAGAAACAUUUACAAUUUAAUUUACCGGAUUUUGCCUCAGUCUUUUCGGCAGAACUUACAGGUAUUAAUGCUGCCUUAGACUUCGUUAUACAAGAAAAGAUUCCAAAAACUAUAAUCCUAACUGACAGUAAAUCUGCACUUCUGGCUCUAAACCAUCCUAAACAAAAUUGCAAUUUUUUAAUAUUUGACACCGUCCACAAAAUAGAAAGCAUCCUAGCAAAUAAAUAUGCGUUCAAAUUAGUAUGGAUAAAAGGGCAUUCCAACAUUCGUGGAAACGAAUAUGUGGAUGGACUUGCAAAAGAAGCCUGUUUAUCAGUUUUUCCUUUAAGAAAGGUUCCUGCGACAGAUCUUAAAAGCUGGGUAAGAAAACAAGGUUUAAGGUUAUGGCAAAAUGAAUAUGAUAUGGAAGACAGAAAAGGAAUCUUAUUUAAAUCUUGCAAACCAAAAGUGUCUUUCAGUACAUGGUUUGCCAAAUCCAGGCUGAACAGAAAUGAAAUAACCGUUAUCAAUCGUAUUAGAGCUGCGCACACAUUUUGCAAAUCUCAUCUUUUUAGAAUAGGUAUGGCAGAAGAUCCCUUCUGUUCUUGCGGUUUGGAAAUCCGCAAUCUCGACCACAUCUUCUGGAAGUGCAAACUCAGAGCUAGUCAAAGAACAUCCUUACUACAAGAACUUCUUUUCCACUAA
Messenger RNA from Ctenocephalides felis (cat flea), 2148 nucleotides. RefSeq lists its product as uncharacterized. Gene Ontology annotation, molecular function: RNA-DNA hybrid ribonuclease activity; nucleic acid binding. The record is from RefSeq and is a predicted model, not a curated record. Bases 1 to 2148 code for a protein of 715 amino acids. The transcript is spliced from 3 exons. NCBI's taxonomy places the organism in Eukaryota, Metazoa, Arthropoda, Insecta, Siphonaptera, Pulicidae.